Messenger RNA from Macroventuria anomochaeta, 1237 nucleotides. RefSeq names its product translation machinery-associated protein-like protein. Gene Ontology annotation, molecular function: RNA binding. The record is from RefSeq and is a predicted model, not a curated record. Gene Ontology annotation, biological process: formation of translation preinitiation complex. The coding region runs from base 484 to 1059 and encodes 191 amino acids. NCBI's taxonomy places the organism in Eukaryota, Fungi, Ascomycota, Dothideomycetes, Pleosporales, Didymellaceae. The transcript is spliced from 3 exons.
UCCCACCAUAUUCCGGCUUUACCAAUACCCUCCACUCUCCAGUCAGGCCAUGCUCCGUGUAAGCUGCAUUGCAUGCGUCCACGAUAACCUCACAGCUUUUAUAUCCGUCUUAUGCACGUCUCUUGUACUGAGCGUACUUCACAAUGUUGGACCAUGCCACAUCGCGACAUGUAUCACACCACAUGUUGCACUGCUCCAGCACAAGGCUGGGGGUAUUCGAAAUCCGUUGUUUACAAGAUACUCCGUCUUUAAACAGCUGUGUUGACGAGGAAAGUCACAUCUUGUAAUUGGGCCGAACAGUCCUGUUUGAGACGACGAUAAAAACGUUGCAGAGUGAAGUGGUGAUGUCCACGGUUGUGAGGCUCAGCCCCACCGUGCUUGCCCCUCCACAACGAACACGCGCACUGCGGGGCACCUGCACCAGCAACAACCGCGAACUUUCAGAACAGAGCUCCCCGACAUUAACACCACACAACCGCCAAAAUGUUCAAGAAAGACAUUUCGGCCGGCGCGAAGUCGAAAGUAAAAUCCAGCGCCCAGCGCGCGAUUCGCUCCAAGGUGUUGGAGGAAUACCCCAAGCUCGAGCCCUAUAUCGAAGAUAUUCUCCCCAAGAAGGAGCAAUUAGACCUCGUUAAGCUACCAGACCGCGUCUCCCUCUACACCCUCAACUCGACACCCCUUUUCUUCCAACACAUGGACGACGCGCUCCUCCCGCACCUAACCCUCGUGCACAAAUACCCCACAGCCUUCCACCGCCUCCGAAUCGACCGGGGCGCCAUCCGCUUCGUUCUCUCCGGCGCCGCGCUCAUGGCGCCUGGCAUGACAUCUCCCGGCGGUCGUCUACCGAGCAAAGACCUGUCGCCAGAAGACCAGGAGAGGUAUGGGACGGAAGAUCUGGAGGCGGGGACGGUGGUGGUUAUUGAGGCCGAGGGAAAGGAGACGGCGUGUAUGGUGGGCGUGUUGAAGAUGGGGACUGGGGAGAUGAGGGAGAAGAAGAAGGGACAGGCGUGUGAGGCGGGGCAUUAUUUGGGGGAUGGGCUGUGGAGUAUGGCACUGUGAGGGGACAUUGAAGGAAAGGUUGAGACUAGGUGGAGAGCAUAGAGGCUUUCGAAGAUCAGUCUUCAGUAACAGCAAGAAAGAUUGUGUGAGAUCAUGACGGUUGGAAAAGCAUGCACACGUACAGCAUCAGUGCUUGAUAUGGCUCGAGACACUCCAUAGCGAUGAAGAUAGUUUGAAC